UAAACUAGUCCGUGAAAUUUGUCAGUUUACUUUAGAAUCUACAAUUUAUAUAUUUAAAAAUUAAAAUGAUUAAAAUAUUUUUACCAAUUGUUUGCUUAAUAUUAACGGCAACUUAUGCUGAAAAACCAAACUGGUAUCCCAAUAAUCUUGAUGAAAUUGCAAAAAAAUGUCUUGAAGAAAAUCAACUAAAAAGCGACUAUGAUAAAGAUUUAAAAUAUCAUCAGUUCGAGGAUAAUACACAAGUACACAAUCUUUUCCUGUGCAAGGCUAAGGGUAUGAAUAUUUACAACGAGGACACUGGACUAAAUGUAGAUCGAUUGAUUUAUACUUUUUAUAAAAAAGAAAUGGAUUGUAUGAAACCCUCGGUGCAAGAUUGUGUUAACAAAUACAAAGAUUUAUCAUCAGCUGGAAAAAUGAUAUAUAAAGUGAUCUUUUGUAUUGUGGAAAAGGAAGAUCAGUUAUCGACAAGUGAUAAGUUUAAUAAAACUGAUUGUUCAUUUUAAACAAAAAUAACUGCUUAUUAAAAGUAACAUUUUAAUCUAUGUUAAAAAAAAAACAUACGAUCAGUGAAAA
Molecule: messenger RNA, 573 nt
Organism: Lucilia cuprina (Australian sheep blowfly)
Lineage: Eukaryota; Metazoa; Arthropoda; Insecta; Diptera; Calliphoridae
Exons: 2
Coding region: 66-503 (145 amino acids)
Molecular function (GO): odorant binding
Source: RefSeq, a predicted model, not a curated record